Molecule: messenger RNA, 1770 nt
Organism: Malus domestica (apple)
Lineage: Eukaryota; Viridiplantae; Streptophyta; Magnoliopsida; Rosales; Rosaceae
Source: RefSeq, a predicted model, not a curated record
AUGAUUUUCCCUCGCCCCUUUCGAAUUGGAACCCCCUCCAAAUUGGAAGAUUCUAAUCCGGGUUUUCCAAUCUCUCACAGAUGCAUAGGUGUUGCCAUGGCUGACGAGAGGUUUGGGACUAAAAAAAAACCCCCAAGUUACGUAAUAGAACGAUAUUAUAAGAAACAGUGCUUAAAUCCUUCUCCAAAUAUUCCGGAUAGUCCUCAUUUUCCUUCAAAUAUUCCGGGUAGUCCUCCUCCUCUUUCUAGUAUUCUGAGUAGUGCACAACAAAGUGAGAUUACUGAGUUGGAUGAAAUAUUAGCUAAUCUUCCGGCAGACCCUGGACUGAGACGUCGAAUGCUUGAUUAUCCACUUAAUUGUCGUGAAGCAAUUCGUAGAUACUACCUUCAAAAGGAACCUUGUCAACCUAAGUCUCACAUCAUGCCAAGGAAAGCUAGCGACAAUCGAUGUUUUAUUACAGGUUGGUUUGAUAAUUUUAAGUGGUUGGAGUAUAGUAUAGUAAAAGAUGCUGCAUUUUGCCGUUAUUGCUAUCUUUUUAAAUGUGAUUUUGAUAAAGCGGGUGGUAGUGGAAGUGAUGUCUUCACUACAAAAGGGUUUACAAAUUGGAGGAAAGGACCCGAAAAUUUUCGAGUCCACGAGGGAGGUGCUGGAAGUCUUCAUAAUAAAGCUAUGCAACAAGCUAAAGACUUGAUGACACAAAAACAACACAUUGUAACAUUUGUGAUCAAGCAAACUGAUGAAGCUCGCGUUAAUUAUCACACUUUACUGAGUGGAGCACUUGAUUGCACAAGAUGGUUGUUGCGACAAGGUUUGGCUUUUCGUGGGCAUGAUGAAUCUUUGAAAUCGAGCAAUAGGGGUAAUUAUAUAGACCUUAUGCAAUUUCUUGCCGAUCAUAAUGAGAAAGUUAGAAAGGUUGUGUUUGAGAAUGGUCCCAAGAAUCUCAAGUAUACUUCUUCCGAUAUUCAAAAGGAUCUUGUUCAUGCUUGUGCUAUUGAAACUAUUAAUGCAAUCACUAAAGAUAUGGAAGGUACAUUUUUUUCUCUUUUGGUUGAUGGAUCACGUGAUGCUUCCAAUAAAGAGCAAAUGGCGGUGGUAUUGCGUUAUGUGAACAAAAAAGGAGAAGCAAUUGAAAAGUUUUUGGGUGUUCAACAUGUCUUCUCUACAACUAGUAGCUCACUUGAAGAGGCUAUUGAGAGUGAAAAUGAGGAUGUUGCCAAUUUCUUCAUCAAUGCUAAUAGAUUGGUGAAUCUUAUUGGAUCUUCGUGCAAACGUCGUGAUGCAUUGAGAGAUAAACAACAAGAACAAAUUCAAAAAGCUCUUCAUCUUGGUAAUCUUGAAACGGCCGUGGUGAAGGUGGUUGAACGGAUUAAAAGUGAUCGCAACCAAGAUAAUCUUGGUGAAGCUACUGGGUUAUUCGAAGACAUACAAACUUUUGAUUUUGUGUUUCACCUUUUCUUGAUGAGACUUAUAUUGGGAAUUACAAAUGAGUUAUCACAAGCAUUGCAAAAGAAAGAUCAAGAUAUUGUGAAUGCGAUGUCGUUAGUGGAAGUUGGGGGAAUGGGCUGCAAUCUGGGAGCCCAGAUUACAAUGUCUCUCCAGUGGGCUUCGAACAGAACACCAAAGCCCAAAGGGCUGGUGUUGGGACCGUGUGCAGGGUCAAAACCAAAAAACACCCCAGUGCUUGCUGGUAAAGGUAGUCGAAGCGCCGCCACUGCUGGUGGCCGUGUUCUAGGUGGUAAUCGGUUGGGGGGAAGCACGAGUUUGAACUGA